This is a messenger RNA of Nelumbo nucifera (sacred lotus), 1368 nucleotides long. RefSeq names its product putative ATP synthase 24 kDa subunit, mitochondrial. Gene Ontology annotation, biological process: pollen development. NCBI's taxonomy places the organism in Eukaryota, Viridiplantae, Streptophyta, Magnoliopsida, Proteales, Nelumbonaceae. The record is from RefSeq and is a predicted model, not a curated record.
ACAUGUUCUCGUGGGCGGGAGAUCCGGUGUCAGAAAUUGCUAUCUCCCCCCGCUUGGCUCUAGUAAUUAACCCAUGUUCAGAUACAGCCAUUGAUUGAGGAGCUCACAGCUUUAAAGCAAUAAGUCAUUAAGUCGUAUUCAGCCAUUUCAGUAGUACUUUUCAAACGGCCGAUCUUAGAAAUUGACAGCGCGUUCUAUCAGCGAAUUGAAGAAUUUGUAAAACCGUGGGCUUCAGCGGGAGAGAUACCUCCUCGCUUGCACGGACCUAGGAUCCUAACAGAAGUUCAGCCGAGAGAACAGAAGCUCCGGUCAUGGCAUUCACUUCUCGUAUUCUAUCGAGAUCUAAACAGUUGUAUGCUGGUCAGAUAGUUCUACAACAGGACCAUAUUGUUCCAGCCCGUUUCUUUGCCAAACAAGCAGCACCAGCAGCACCUCCUGCUCUCAAGGGAGAUGAGAUGUUGAAGAACAUCUUCUUGGAGGUUAAGAAGAAGUUCGAUACAGCCCUGGGUGUACUACGGAAGGAGAAGAUCACAAUAGAUCCAGAUGAUCCAGCUGCAGUUGCUCAGUAUGCAAAGGUCAUGAAGACUGUGAGAGAAAAGGCAGACUUGUUCUCAGAAUCCCAACGGAUUCAGCACACAAUUCAGACACGCACACAAGGUAUUCAAGAUGCUCGAACGUAUCUGUUGACAUUGAAGGAGAUACGAAUCAAGAGAGGCCUCACUGAUGACCUUGGUGCAGAGGCUAUGAUGAUGGAUGCAUUGGAGAAAGUUGAGAAAGAGAUCAAGAAGCCACUUCUGAGGUCUGACAAGAAGGGGAUGGCUCUUCUUAUGAACGAAUUUGAUACAAUCAAUAAGAAGCUUGGCAUUCGGAGGGAAGAUUUGCCAAAGUAUGAGGAACAGUUGGAGCUCAAAAUUGCUAAAGCCCAGUUGGAAGAGCUGAAGAAAGAUGCCCUUGAAGCCAUGGAAACUCAGAAGAAACGGGAGGAGUUCAAGGACGAGGAAAUGGUUGACGUCAAGUCAUUGGACAUCCGAAACUUCAUCUGAUACAGGAGUUGACUGAGGGCACCAUUUGCACAAUCUCAUUUCAGAACUAACAAUUCCUGUAAGAAAUGUUCUGCAUCUCAGUUUGAUUGGAGUUUGCUAGAAAAGAAUGCUUGGCCUCCAAAUGAGAGGGUUAAAUAGAUAAAAAUAAAUUUAGCAAUCAACCAGUUGGCAUGGGUGAAUUGUGAGUUAUAGACUGAUGUUCAUUUUCUCCAUUACCCUUGUAUUGCUGUGGCUCAUGGAAGGUGAGAUGUUGGAACAGGUUUAUUGUUUUGAGUCAGGAUCUGCUCUAUAUAUACAGUUUUGCUUAGCUUUACUGUUUUUUCCA